UUUAAUAAAAUUCUUAAGAGGAAAUGUCGAAGAAUAUAUUCAGUGACAAGGUGGAUUACGUGAACAGGUUCCUGACGAACCAGAGCCGGUACCUCCAGUUCCCAAGCUGUGUGUACCAGGAUGCCAAGCUGCAUGCUUCUGAGAGAGACCAUAUCGUUGUUAUCUCCGAAAUGAAGAUGCCCAAGAGCGAAAAGGAGGGCAAGUUAGACAUGAAGUAUUCCUAUUGCGAGUCUUUCUUAACGCCUGAGAAUACUAAUGAGCUGUUAAGAGAGCAGAUUGAAGCGGCAGAGAGGGAGGUGAAGGAGAGAAAGGUUAAAGAUAGUUCAGAUUUUCAAGUAAGAAAAAUAGGAGCAAACUCACUGAGAGAAGGCAUGCAGAGUUCCCAUAGCAAGUACAAGACUCUCGGUAAUCUUUCAGAGGAGACUAAAGACCAACAUCAUAAUGCUAGAGGAGCUGAGGAAGAUACCUAUGAAGGAGGGAGCGACGAAGAAGAAAAAGAGAUAGACACAUCGAAGAUGUCCCUGCAGGAGGUGGCCAGAAUGAUGGCCAGGCAGAAGAGAAAGGAAGAAGGGAUUAAAAGUGAAGAGUCUUCAGAAGAAGAAGAUAUGGAAGCUGAGGUUAUCAGUGGUGGUAAAGCUCAGUUACUUUCAGACGAUGGGCUUGGACCUCCCAUGAAUAAGCAUGAGUCAGAAAAUGUCUCUGACGUAGAAGAAUCUAAAGGAACCAAAGAAGAGGUGAAGGCUCAGCCUGAAGACACACAGAAAGUCGAAGCCAAAGAGCCGCUUCAAGAAGAAUCUACUGAUAAGAGCAAGAAUCAACCUGAAGAAGAUCAGCUUCAGGAACAACCCAAGGAAGAAGAGAAAAAUGAAGAAAAUAGUCAAUCCGAGGAAGCCAAGAAGGAAACGGAGGAAGACAAGAAAGAUGAAGAAGAGCAUAAAGAGGAGCCCAAAGAUCCAAGUGAAGAUCUAAGAGAGAGGUUUGAGAAACUUCCUAAAGAUCUUCAGCAGGAAGUUGUCAAUGCAGCUUUUGACAAAGGGUUCAAUGAGCAUCCGAAUAGUUCAAAGUUUUUGUACCAUGGGUAUACCCCGACUGCUUGCGGCCCGAAUCCAGCUAUGAACGGCUACGAAGCCGGAAAAAUCGGGAAUGAAAGGUUUGCAAGAUCAGGAUAUUCCAUUCCUGAUAAUGAGAAGAUCGUUUAUGAAACCCGUCAGAAUGGUUACUAUGAUUAUGUGAGCUAUAACAAUGAGCUCAAGUAUAACGAAGUCAGUUAUGAACCUCCAAUUCUGAGAGAAAAGUACCAGAUCAGCCUGUGGCGCUGCGAUCAGUUUACCUGAGUCAAGACUAAAGACAGAUAUUUCACCCCGAAAAGUAGUAAAAUUAAUAGAAAGGGAAAGCAUGGGUUCCAAGGGUUUGAGAUCCAAUUCUCAAUGGAUGGUGAGCACAUUGUUCUGGUAGAAAAGAAAGCUAAGAACAUGGAAAAGCAACUCAUUGUGAUACUUGAUGCUUACACUCUUGAAGUUGUCGAUGAACACAUGGUCUAUUACUCAUUAGACUCGAGAGAGAGGCCUGAUGUUCAAGCUGAAGAUGAGGAAGAGUAUGAAGAUGAUAUGAGCGAAUACCCAACCCUUAAGGAAACCCCAACCGUCUUUGUAUGGGGUAAAGGGAGGUAUAUAAUGCACGGCCAGACAAUAGAUGGAGCUGUGAGUAUCUUACAGUACGAAAUCAUUGAUACUCAGGAAGAUAAAAGGUUCCUUAUUUGUAGGAAUACUCUUGGAUCUUCUUCAGAUAGAUUUAAAGAUUGCCAAAUUGUUGACAUAAAAGUUAGCCCGAAGAACAAUGAAGUCCUUUAUAUGGGAGGAUAUGUGGGGGCAUCAGUUUUCACCUAUGAAGUCAACAUUCGAGAUCAGAAAGCAAAACUUAUUUCUCAAAUAAACUGAGAGGAGAGAAAUCACUCAAAUUAUUCCAUCGAUCAAUCCUGCCAGAAACAUUACCACUCAAGACUGGUGGAAAAUAAGAAGGGCAAACUUGUUUGAAGGAUCUUCAGCUUUGGGAUUGAUGAGAGUCAUACAAUCAGCGAAAAUCCUCCGAAAGAGACAUUCACCGAGCACAAGGCCAGCUUUAUUGCUAAAGCAGACAAAGAGAGCUUGGUCGGGAUGGAGUACAAUAAGAGAAAUGAGUUCUGAGUGCAUGUAUCAGGCAAAGUGAGUUUUACAAAGACUAUUGAUAACAUGGAUUACUGUCCAAACAUUUCAUCUGUUUCAGACUACUGUAUCAGAGGUGACAAUUCUGUGAUGAUUAUUAGUGACUUUAAUGAGCAAUCAUUUGAAGUCUUGUAUGUCAGAGAUAAAGCUGGAAUGAACCCUCGAAGGUAUACAGUCAAAGAAACUACUUUUAUCCACUUCUAUUACCCAACAGUGGUCUUAAUGAAAGGAGGGACUGAAAUACUGAGCUACUCAGUAACAACUGGAGUUUAUCACUACAGGAAAUUAGGAGCACCUCUGAUAUUUAGAUCUUCAGAGCUUACAUCUGAGUAUGAUGUUAAAAUUACCGGCUUCAUUGAUCUGGGGGAUUACCUUGCCUUUGCUGAUUAUAGCCUUUCAACUCAUUAUAUGUCUACUUCAAGUACUAUAUCGAAGGCAUAUAUCGAGAAAGCCAAUUUCCCAGACUCACAGUUGUUAGCUGGCUUCAAUGUUUUCAAGUAUAAAUAUGGAGAGAAAGAAGAGGAUUCAUUCUGUCUUCACUUCAAAAGAUUCUUACUGUUCAGUUCAUCAGCCUCAUACGGGGUCUUUCGAGUCGUUGAGGCUAGGUACGAGCCUGGGGAAUUACAUGCUAUCAUCUAUCAAGGCUUCCUUACUUAUAAGAAGGAUUCCAAGUCCAUCGAGUUCUUCACACCUCCGCUCAAUUUUGAAGAUAAGAACUCAGGUGUGUCAAUCUACUCCUCAGACGACUUCAUAAAGCGGAUGAGACCGUGUUACAAUAAAUCGACUGGGUCCUUUAACUUUGACAUUGUCGAUGAGAUCGGCUACGUCAAAAGGUGCAAUCUCAAGGUUGAAGAGAAGAAGACAGAACUUGUACUACAAAAUGAAUAUUUUGUGUCCAAGAAUUUCAGUGGCACCAACAACUUCUUGCUGACUGAUGGAAUGGUCUAUGAGAGUGACGCAAAUGCUUACUUAUGAGUGGAAAAAGGAGAGCAUACUCAAUCACAUUUUAAAAUCACCCCUGAUAUUAAAGGCAUUGAUAAGUACGAGAUUUCUGAAGAAUAUCCUUUGGAGCAUCAAAAUUGGCUGCUGUUUUAUGGGCCUCUAGAAGAAGAAUUUUUCGAGAACAAGACUCAAAGUAGACAAGACGAGCCUAAGCCAGGAGAGUCCUCCUUAGAGGAGAGUGAAAUAUACGACGAUGAGCUAGAGUCUCGAGUUUAUGGAGCUUUAUUGAUCCCUAAGUAUAACAUACCAAGUGUGCCUAUAUGUAAUGUAGGCAACAAUGAUACUUAUAAGUGUGAAUACUUCUUUUACCAUAAUAAUAAUUUUGUGGUCUAUCACAAGUACUCCUACAACUUCUCUGGCCACAUAGCGAUCUGCAUUGUAAAGAGAAAUGGAGAAUUAUACCAACAAUUGAAACUUAAAAUCGAAGGUUGACAAGACCACAGCUAUGCCCAGCUUUAUGUAUCUCCUUCUGGGAGGUACAUUAUGUAUGCAGAGAAAGAUAAAGACAAGGAUGAGGUUGUCUGGGGCAGAAUAGUUGAACUGAGCUUUGACUCUGAUAAUUCUAAUUUCUUCCUCAGAGAUAUCUAUAAAGUCAAUCUAAGUGAUCUAUACGGUAUCAAACCUGAAAGCAUUAAUAUGUAUGAAUACGACCCAAAAUUCAUACUCUCUCUGACUGACGAUUGUACAAUAUUUUACAUUGGAAAACAAGAUGGAAUUAUUCAGAUUAAUGAUCAGAAGACUGAUAAAGAUCUAUUCAAGGGUAAAUUUGGGAAAGAUCCAUAUGAUGACACUAAGGACAAAGAUUUAAAAUCUUAUGGGGUCACCACCAAGCCUAAGAACGGAGGUAUUAUCAUAUACACUGAUGAAAAAGCUUGGUUUAUAAGGUACGACUCAAAGCAGGACAAGAUUUACCCUAUGGAAGAGAUUAAGAUCGAGAUAAACAAGAACCAAAUGACUAUUUCAUAUAUUUAUGACUGUACAGACCCUGAUCUAAUAGUCAUACAUCUGAUAUCUCAGGGAGGAAACCAGCACUUAGUGCUUGUUUGGGACAUUGUGCAUAACAAAGAGUUGCAGAACUUCUCACCUAAGAAUUACUGCUCCUACAUUACUGGGCCAAAGAGCAGGGCAGGGUACCUCUUGGUUGACAACACUUAUAUAAACCUUGACGAUGGCUUGAUUAAUUGUUACUUCGAGCAUCAAUUCAACAGCAACUUUUUCUAUGGCCAAACUGGUGGCUAUCGCAUGAACAAGAAUGAAGAAAUAAUUCUGUGCGGAGGCCACCUUAUUACGAAGGAAACCCUUGUAGAAGUAGUCUCUCUUGAGAGCUACAUCCAGGGCGAAGACAAAAUCGAUAGUGAAAAUGUUAACUUUGAGAAAAUUCGAUUCAUUGUUAAUGGAAAUACAGCCCUUCAUUACUACGCUCUUGAGUACGAUAUUUUGAAAUCAGUAGUUGACUGUAUGGAAAAGCAUCGGCCUGAGUAUCUAAACGCUAUUUUGAUGAAGAACAAGCGAGGAAAAUCUCCUCUUGACAUUACUAUCGACAGCGAGAGUCCAAAGAAUACCGAACUUUUGUUGAGGAAACUUCAGCUGUUCGAAGAUUCUUCAUUGUCAAGGCUGUUCUACCAGAGGUUCAAUGAUUUGUUAGCAAUGGACAUCACUGCGUUUCAUGAUUACUUGGACUCUUGCUAUUUCCAGACUAUCCAGAUGAAGAAUAUCAACUAUCUUGACUUGAAGCGUGUGCAUUACAAAAAGCUGAAGAGAAAGCAUGACCCUGUUAUCAUGAUUCCACAUUCAAGCAGUAUCAUGGAUGAGGUCUUCAUGGAUAAAAUCUGCGAUCCCAGGAAGAAGAAAGAAGAAGAACGCAAGAAAAAGGAAGAAGAACGCAAGAAAAAGGAGGCAGAGGACAAGAAAGAGGAAGAGAAAGAAGAAAAGAAGGAAGGACAGCAGCAUGACGGAGAAGAAAGCAGUGAACAAGCAUUGAUCUCCAAUUCUUUAAGCGAAAGAAAUAGCCACGAAGACCUAAUCCUGGAUGUCCCAGUCCCGAAGCCUAAGACCAAGGCAGAAAAGGCCAAAGAGAAAGAAAGAAAAAGAAGGAAGAGGAUCGAGAUCAAAGCUAUUGAAUUUGACUGGAUCUUUAACAAAGUCGAAGGAGUGGCAUUUUUAAGGGUUCUUUCAGAGACCAAGACGAUCGACCUUUUCUCUCUGAAUAUUGUCAGGAAUAUCAUCAGAUUCUGUUGGGGGUACUACUGGACAUAUAUCAUGAUUUAUCUGUUCAUGCCUUACUUAGCGUACCUAUCCCUGUUUGUGCUAUACUCCACUUAUUUCCACAAGAAGAAGAUUGACAAUGAAGACGGAGCCUGGGAAGGAUUCGGUAUUGCCAAUUCAUUGAGUCUGGUGUUCCUCAUCCUGUUCAUUCUGUACUUCUCGUACUAUGAAAUUAGGCAAAUGAUCUUCCAUAAAUUCGCGUACUUUAAGUCUUUCUGGAACAUGGUUGACCUGGUCUCGAUUCUUCUGAACAGUGUUGUGUGCUACGGAGAUAUUUUCGAGCUUGACAAUCAAGAUCUAAACGUGCUCAUGGGGUGGGCAGUCCUGGUCAUGUGGCUGAAGCUGUUCUACUUCGGAAGAAUCUUUGAAAGAACAGCAGCGCUGAUCAGAAUGAUAGUUGAAAUCACCUAUGGAAUGGCAAAUUUCUUGAUAAUCUUCCUCAUUGCAAUCGCUGGGUUUGGAAACUGCUUCAUGAUCAUGGCAAGGAACUAUGGGACUGAGGAGAUGUUCACAGGCCAGACCUUUUGGAGAGCCUUUAUCUACUCGUAUAGGCAAGCUAUGGGAGACUUCGAUACGGAUGCUUACGAAGAUGAUGACAAGUACUACCUGUUCUUCAUCUGGUUCUUGAAUACAAUGAUCACACUAAUCAUCAUUUUGAACUUGCUCAUUGCUAUUAUGGGAGAUGCAUUCGAUAAAGUUCAGGAUACACUUGAGAACAACACGCUUAAGGAGUUCGCAAGCACGAUGAUCGAAAACGAGUUCUUGCUCAACAGAGCCAGGCUCUUCAGCAGUGCCAAGUACAUCAUCGUAAUCCAGGAAGAGAAGGCAGACGAAAGCGGAAUCACUUGGGAAGGUAAGCUCAAGUUCUUGAAGAAGAUCAUGGACAGACAGGUCAGUGAGCAGAAGAAAGUUGUAGAGACACUUGAGAAGUCCAUUGUGGCUACUUUUAAGGAGAAAACAGAGAAGAGGACCAAGGAGCUUGAGAACAGUACUACCAAGUAUGUCUCUCAGAUUUCGGAGAAGGUUGACCAUCUUUUUACCUUGUUUGAUAAAAGUGACAAACAGGAGGAGGAAUAA
Moneuplotes crassus is the source of this 6545-nucleotide messenger RNA. NCBI's taxonomy places the organism in Eukaryota, Ciliophora, Spirotrichea, Euplotida, Euplotidae. The record is from the annotation of a GenBank genome assembly.